CACUUAAGGAUGAUACAAAUAAUGGUAGAUCCACAGCAAGCGAGUAGUUUGCCUCAGCUUUCCGUACAUGACACAACAAGUAGAAGAAACACAGUUUUACAAUGGAAGAAUCCAACAGGAAAGGGCAUCACACGGAAAUGUAUAACAGCCCUGACCUAAUUUUACGGAGAGGGCAGUCGUUUUGGAUAACUCUGGAUUUUGACAGGCCUAUUCAGGAAUGGGACAGCAUCAUCUUCACUGCACAGACCGGUCCCUUGAACGCAAAGUUUUACAACAUCAAUGUGGAAUUUGGCCUGUCAAACUCGUGGUCCAGUGGAAUGUGGAGUGCUGUCCUGGAGAGCGCUCCUGGCAAUACUUUACGAAUUAUAAUGUCCAGCCCAGCCAAUGCAGUCAUAGGACGCUACAACCUCACUGUCCAGAUUUCAAUAAUGGGGCAUACAUCCACAUACUCGCUUGGAAAAUUCAUCCUGCUUUUUAACCCCUGGUGCCUCGAUGAUGAGGUAUACAUGACUAAUGAAGAUGAGAGGAACGAAUAUGUUCUGAAUGACAAUGGACUUGUGUUUAUCGGUAGUGAGAAGCAUAUAGCAAGCCUAGCCUGGAACUUUGGUCAGUUUGAAAGCAAUAUCUUGAACAUCUGCCUGGAUAUGUUGGACAGAAGCUUGAACUAUCGUAAUGAUCCAGCUGCAGACUGCUCCAAAAGAAACAGUCCAAUGUAUGUGGGAAGAGUUAUUAGUGCUAUGAUCAACAGCAAUGAUGACUAUGGUGUGCUUGAAGGAAAAUGGGAAAAAGAAUUUUCUGAUGGUGUUGACCCAAACACUUGGACUGGAAGUGUGGAAAUUCUUUGGAAGUGGCAAAAGGAAGGCUAUAAGCCUGUUAAAUAUGGGCAGUGUUGGGUGUUUGCAGCUGUCAUGUGCACAGCCCUCAGAUGCCUGGGCAUUCCAACCAGAGUGAUCACAAAUUUUAACUCUGCCCACAACACCGAUGGAAAUCUAUGCGUUGACUUGCACUACGAUAAUGAUGGAAAGUUCAUGGAAAUAUCUGAUGACAGUAUCUGGAAUUUUCAUGUUUGGGAUGAAUCCUGGUUUUUGCGUAAAGAUCUGGGACAGUUCUACGGUGGCUGGCAGGUCCUAGAUUCAACCCCUCAAGAACAGAGUCAAAAUGUUUAUCGCUGUGGCCCUACCUCAGUUAACGCUGUGAAAGAGGGAGAUGUGCACCUGCCAUAUGACACCCCAUUUGUCUACUCUGAGGUGAAUGCUGAUCGUGUUACUUGGGUCUGUCACAAAGAUGGCAGAAAGGAGCAGGCCCACAGUGACACCAAAGCCGUGGGACAAUUUAUUAGCACCAAGGCUGUAGGAAGUAAUGACCGUGUGGAUAUUACACAUAGCUACAAAUAUCCAGAAGGUUCCCCUAAAGAAAGGGAGGUAUUUGAGAAAGCCAAUCGAAGACUCUCUAAUUAUAGAGCACCAGCAGAGCGAUCUAAUGAUGUAAAUAGCACGAGAGAUAGAAGAGUAACAAAUGAGGUCUUAAUGGACACUAUAGAAAACUCAAGGCCGCGAUCAAAUACUUUGCCAUCAAGGCCAACAACAAAUACGUUACGUCCAAGACCUACACCAAAUGUACCACUUUCCAGACCCAUGUCAAAUUCAGUAGCCUCAAUACCUUCAGCAGUUGACUUGCCAUCAAGACCCAGAUCCAACACACUGUAUCCAAGAGGGGUUGCAAAUGGAUUCCGUUCAAGAUCUACAGAAAGAGUAUAUAAUCCAAGACCACCUGUAAAUACAUUCCCAGAGAGACCUCCGCCACUCAAUACAUUCCCAGAGAGACCUCCGCCACUCAAUACAUUCCCAGAGAGACCUCCGCCACUCAAUACAUACCCAGAGAGACCCCCCUUAGAUGGGCCAGAUAUUGCCGGAAAAUUCAAGCUCCUUGGUCCACUAGCAGUGGGAGAUGACAUUAAUCUUCUCUUAUCCCUAAAGAACCUCACUCCUUACCACAGACAAGUAACUGUAAACCUAACCGCUUCUUGCAUCCUGUAUACGGGAAGACAUAUAAAUGACAUCUUUCAGGAUCAAAAAUCUCUAAUUAUCAACCCAAGUCAAGAAGGACAUAUAUCUUUGCAAAUCCCAUACACCCUCUAUGGCAACUUUCUAACUGAUGGAAACAUGAUACAGGUGGUUGCUGUUUGUGAAUUACCAUUCCGUAAGAAAGUGGUUAUAACUAAGGAACUAGUCUUAGACAACCCACCCAUAAGCAUCAAGCCCCUAGAGUUGGCAGUACUUAACAAGAAGAUGAAUGUGGAGGUCCGUUUUACAAACCCCCUGUCCUUUGUUGUCAAAGACUGUACUGUGGCAGUGGAAGGAGCCGGACUGGUAGAUCGGCAACUCACGGCUAUGGUGCCGUACAUCAAACCUAAACAGAACAUAAAGUUCAAGGUGGAGAUAACCCCCUUCAGGAGUGGAACGAGGCAACUGAUAGUGCAUGUUAAAUGUAGAUAUUUUUCAAUUAAGGGACACCAGCAGCUGAACGUGGUAUCCUGGGUAGUAGCCCAUAGCUUGCUGGUUGCUUUGAGUUACUGCCAAGUCUUAAAAUUGAGAAAAUUUAGCAUGGAAGAAUUAUCCAACAUGGUGGAACACAGGACGAACUAUUACAGCAGCGGUGAUCUGAUCUUGAGACGAGCGCAGGCCUUUCGAAUAAAACUUGACUUCAAUAGGCCUCUUCAGGAAAGAGACAAGGUGAAAUUCAUUGCAGCCACAGGACCUGCCCCACAUGAAUCUGAUGACACAAUGUCUAUCUUUCCACUGUUUGGUUCUGACAGUGAAAGGUCUUGGACAGCUGAUGUAGAUUCCAUUGACACUAAUCAUGUCACUGCCUUAAUUACAAGCCCAGCGGAUGCACCUAUUGGUCGUUAUAAACUGCAACUUUACAUCACAUCCAGUAAAAAAAAAUCAUACGUCAAAUUACGCGAGUUUAUACUCCUUUUCAACCCCUGGGCUGAAGAUGAUGCAGUGUAUAUGGAGGAUGAAAGCGAGAGGCAUGAGUAUGUCUUGAAUGACCAUGGAAUCAUCUACUUUGGACACGAGGAUAUGAUUGAUGAACAGGGUUGGGACUUUGGCCAAUUUGAAGAAAAUAUUUUAGACAUUUCUCUCCAGAUCUUGGAUAGGAGUUUGAACUAUCAGGAUGAUCCAGUAUUGGAUUGUUCCCAGAGGUAUGAUCCUGGUUAUGUAGGACGAGUACUUAGUGCAAUGAUUAACAGCUUUGAUGAUAAAGGAGUGAUAGAAGGGAGGUGGUCUGGAAAAUUCACUGGUGGUGUUGAUCCCCAACACUGGAUGGGAAGUGUGGAGAUUCUUAUGAGAUGGUACAGGGGAGGCUACAAACCAGUCAAAUACGGGCAGUGCUGGGUGUUUGCUGCAGUCAUGUGCACAGUGCUUCGAUGUCUUGGAAUCCCAACCAGAGUAAUCACAAAUUUUGCUUCUGCCCAUGACAAAGAUGGAAACCUGAGUAUUGACAGUAUUUAUAGCAGCACAGGAAGAAAUAUGAGCAAAGACUCCAUGUGGAACUUUCAUGUCUGGAAUGAGAGCUGGUUCAGCAGAAAUGAUUUAGAUUCGGCCUACAGAGGUUGGCAAGUGCUGGAUUCAACCCCACAAGAGUUAAGUGAAGGUAUUUAUUGCUGUGGUCCAGCUUCAGUCCAUGCAGUGAAGGAAGGAGACGUUGAUUUGGAGUACAAUAUUCCAUUUGUUUUUGCUGAAGUAAAUGCUGACCGCAACACCUGGGUUUAUUAUGAUAAAGAUGUGAAAGAGAAAGUUUACACUGAUUCCAAAAUUGUGGGGAAAAACAUAAGCACCAAGGGUGUUAGCAGUAAUCAACGGGUUGACAUUACCAACAACUAUAAAUAUCCAGAAGGAACUGAGAAAGAAAGGCUGGUGUAUUUGAAGGCUCGCAAGAAGUUGCUGGAUAUGGGAGUCCUGAAAGAGGAAGAUCUUGGAAGGCGGUAUAUUGGAAAAAAGCGCUAUAAGAAAAGAGGCCGUGCUUCUGGAUCAGCUGAUGACAGUGAAGAGCCAACUGAGUUAGACAUAACUGGAAAAUUUCAGCUGGUUGCACCACCAACAUUUGGCGAUGAUGUGAACUUGCUAUUGAGUUUAAGAAAUUCUGGUCAAAAGAGCGAGACUUUGAAAGUGAAAUUAAGUUCCUCUGCCAUUGAGUACACUGGUAGGCCUAUGGCCGAGAUCUUUACUGAUCAAAAAUCUGUGACCCUGGGUUCCAUGAAAGAGAAACAAAUCCCCAUUAACAUUUCUGCCAGUCAGUAUGAGGAGGACCUGACCAAAGACUAUCUCAUAGAAGUGGUUGCUCUUUGUGAAUUAAAAUCCAAGAAGAAGAUGUUGGUUCGUAGAGUUGUUACUAUAGAAAAGCCUCCUCUCCGUAUCCAGGUUCUUAGCUAUCCUGUGGUAGACGAGCCAUGUGAACUAAAAGUCUUCUUCAAAAAUCCACUUUCUGUGCCCCUAUCUGAUGGGAUUUUGUUGAUAGGAGGAAGCGGUCUCACCAGGAAGCAGAUCAAGAGAAGAGUGCCAAGACUUGGGCCCAAAGCAGACGGCAGCAUUUUUCUGGAGUUCACUCCUUACAGGGUUGGUACCCAGCAGCUGGUGGUGGAUUUUAUCUCAAAGCAUUUCUCAGCUAUUAAAGGAUUCCAAAGUGUAGAGGUGGCAGAAUACAAUGUAGAAAGCGUUUCAGAAGAAAUCAUAGAAGUCGAAGAUGAUUAACUGGAUAAUGAUUGAUUGACAUUCCAUAAUCAGUCUACAAAAAAACAAUGUACUGAACUCUUUAUCUGGCCUAUACCAUGUUUUUUUUUACUAUAGGGUAGCAUCUACAUUAGAAUAAACCCUAUUAAUAAGAUAGUAUUAAUGACCAGUUUUAUCUUUUCAUGAGCUGGUUGACAGCCAUUGAAUAACCUGAAAAAUAUAAUGUCUAUAGCGCAGGCACCCUGUAACUUAAAUUUUAGCACCGUAUAUGCUAUUAACUACAUAAGCACAUAGAGAGCACUUGCGAAAGAUCAACAUAGAUUUUGUUUCUCUGCAGACACAGAGCAUAUUUGGGCUCCUUCCUUAUGUUGAAAUGGAAAUAUGCAUUGUAAUUAUAAUAUGUGUACCAUGCAAUCCUUUGAGUUCAUUGUCUAUUAAAGGGGAAAGAUACCUAGAAUAUAUACAUACAGCCAUUUUUCUUUUGUACGACAUAAUGUUAUUAUUUUUCCAUGUCUACUUUCAUAACAGAAUGUUUAAUGCUAACUCUGAAGUUCUUACACUUAUGUGUGUCACAUAAUAAUACUACAAUAUGUACUGUAUCUCCUCUCUUGCCACAUUAGUAGCCAACAGCCACAGAAUAGGGAGCCUAUUGGGUGAUAUGCCAUUCCUAACUUGCUGGACAGGGUGACACAUUAAAACAUAUAAAUGGGCUUCCCAGUUCUCUUGUUUUUAAGAGCAAGUGUCCUAUGUUUUCCUCCCUGUGGAUUUUGGGAAAUUUGCAAUGUAUACGAGAAUGGUGCAACGGGCAUCAAAGGUCAUUGCUUACAAUCUUAAGUGGUCUAGGUUUCCAUAACAGAAAUAUUCUCAAUAUAGUAUAAAAACUCAAGUUGACUGAUAUUAAGAUGAUUGACAUUGAUUGCCAUUAAUAUAGUAUAGGUGUACAAGUGAGGGCCGCAUGUGACCCUUCUGUGCUCAGCUGUGGCCCCAUGUUAGUUUCAAUAAAUAAAUGUUGGGUAUGUUGGCAGUUAAUAUAUCACUAGAACAAGAAAUCAAUACCAUCAGAAUGUAUAUACUGCUAGUAAGUUACACAACACUUUACAUUAAUUUAUAACAAACAGGGUUCAGAUAAUAAUUUAACAAACAAGGGUUACAGAAUAAAAACUGGUUGACGGGGUCUAGAGUUCCAUAACAGUUAGAUCCCUAAUAAAGUAUAAGAAUCAAAGAACUCCAAUUGACUGAUAUAGUAAGAUGUGAUGAUUGCCAUAAAUAUAAUAUAUAAUAUAGUGAUUUUUUUCUAUCAUUCCUAAACAUAUUAUUUACUAAAGAAUAUAUAGCGGAAUUUGAAUUAUAUUUGUGUAAGCUAAUCAAUAGCAGAAUUUGAAUUAUAUUUGUGUAAGCUAAUCAAACUGAAGUUCAUAUUGCAUAUUAAACAAAGAAAUUGUCCUGAAUAAUAAAUUUAUUUUAUUAAUGUCUG
Xenopus laevis (African clawed frog) is the source of this 6207-nucleotide messenger RNA. It is a transcript of the gene tgm3l.4.L, whose product is annotated as transglutaminase 3 like, gene 4 L homeolog. The coding region runs from base 102 to 4754 and encodes 1550 amino acids. The transcript is spliced from 26 exons. The record is from RefSeq and is a predicted model, not a curated record. NCBI's taxonomy places the organism in Eukaryota, Metazoa, Chordata, Amphibia, Anura, Pipidae.